GCCCCGAGGGGCGGCCAUGGAGUGAGGCGGCGGCGCGCGGGCUGGCGCUGGACCCGACAGAGCAGUGGACGCACCCGACGGACGGCCCCGGGCUCUGCGCUCUGGAAGAUGAACAGAGCAGAUUCUCCAAAACCACCAGUUGCUCCCAAGCCAAAGACCACCCGUACCCUCCCUCCAGUGACCGCACCCAAGCUCCCUUCAUCACCCAGACCCGACGGUCUUCACAGUCCGAACUUCAUGUCCAGGGGACCAAAACCUCCCAUCGCCCCCAAGCCCAAGCUGGCUGCCCCGAAUGAGUGGCGAGCCAGCGUGUCUGUGAACAACAGCCUCAACAAGUGCAGCAAUGGGAGGCUGCUCUGUGUAGACAGGGGGCUCUGUGAGGGCUUCCGGCCCAGCCUGGAGUGUUCCGAAUCAGAGACAGACGAGGAUUAUAUCGUGGCCCCCAGGGCUCCACCAAAAGAGAACAAGCCCGAGGAUGGGUCCUGUGGAGAGGAUGUGGUCACAGUGGCCCUGAGUGCCACUGGGGAAGAGGCACACGAGGAGGUAACCCAGGCAUGCGGCGAGGAGGGGUUGCCGGCUGCUGACGACUCAGCAGGUGGAGCACUGAGCGGAGAGGAUGAGGAAGGUGCAAAUGAUGAGGAAGACAUAGACCACACCCCCGAAGACGAGGACAGCCCCCAGGACCUGGGGACCAGGGAGGAGAAUGAGGAGCUGGCAGCCGAGCAGAACCUGGGCAGCCCAGAGGACAAUGUGCUGUGGGACGGGGAGGGUGUCUCUGAGGGCGACAUCAUCCUAACUCCGGUAGACCCUGACGAGGAGCCCAGGCCCCCUGAGGCCCUCGGGGAGGUAGAGGAGGACGAUAGAACCAGCUGUGCCAAUAUGGAGCCCGGGGGGCCAGGUGAAGACAACGCAUGGUGUGCUGAAGAUGACACGGAGGCACUGCCUGAGAAUGAGGACUUGGCCACGGGCAUCCAGGAGGCAGAGGUGACCAGGGAGAACUCCGAAGUCUCCGAGCAGGAGUGUGACGCCACUGAGGACCCAGCAGACGAGGCUGCUGGCCCUGACCCGGAUGAGCAAACUGAACAGGAAGAAAUGGUGGCCACCCCCACGGAGCUGGCAGAGGAUGAAGCUUCCGAGGAGAGCUGCCACAUUGUCCCUUUUGAGAAUGAAUGUGUGGACGACUUCCCACCGUCACUCGCACAAAGUCCCUAUGAGUUCUUCCCGACAGAGAGCACCUCGUUUUGUGGAGAGAGCUCCUCUCCUCUCCCUGAGCCAGCCAAAAGCUCCAACCCCGAGUGUGAACCGAGGUCAGGGCCCUGUAUGGAGGAGGACCUUGUGGCUGGGGAGGGACUCUGUGUCCCUGACGUGGUUGUUGUGCCAGAGGAGGAGGGGGAGGACACCACGGACGAUGCUCUUGCCAACCCCUACGUGAUGGGAGUCAUUCCAACAUGCCAGGCUGACCCUGGAGAGGGCGGGCAGGAGGAGAUCUCCGCUGAUGGAGACACCCUAACUAGCUGUGGCUUGAGAGAGGAGUUGGAUGCUGAUGGUGGUUCACUCUCCAUGGACAGGAAAAACCUUGUUGCCAGGGCCCGGCCCCACUCUGGGAAGGUGGCUGGCUCCGUGCCAGAAACUGUUCCUGAAGAAACUGGACCGGAAGCUGGCACAUUAGCCAACAACAUUGAAGAAUGCCCUGAGCAGGUAGGGAAGACAGCGCUGUCAUCGUUGUUUUCCGAGGGGAAGCCCAUGGAGGUGGGCAGGGCUUUGCCGGCCAAGCCACGAGCCUUCACGCUGUACCCGCGGUCCUUCUCCGUGGAAGGCCGAGAGGUUCCUGCCUGCAUGUCCAGGGAACCCGAUGGCUUAGACAACCUCCGGAUCAAGAGGAAGGAUGACAACCUGUCCCUGCCUUGUGUCAUCGGCUCCUCUGGGAGCUUCUCCCAGCGGAACCACCUGCCGUCCAGCGGCACCUCCACGCCGUCGUCCAUGGUCGACAUCCCACCCCCCUUCGACCUGGCCUGCAUCACCAAGAAACCCAUCACUAAGAGCUCCCCAUCGCUGCUGACCGAGAGCGACUCCCCGGACAAGCACCCCAAGAAGAAGAAGUCGUCCUUCAAGCGGUUCUUAGAGCUGACAUUCAGAAAGAAGACGGAGAAUAAAGUGCACGUGGACGUCAAUGUGUCCUCCUCCAGAUCCUCCUCGGAGUCCAGCUACCAUGGGCCCGCCAGGAUCCUGGAGCUGGACCGCAGGAGCCUCAGCAACUCCCCUCAGCUCAAGGCCCGGCCUGGCAAGCUGCGGGCCUCGGACUCCCCCUCCUCGCUCAUCUUCUAUCGUGACAGCAAGAGGAGAGGCGUGCCCUUCAGCAGGACCGUGUCCAGGGUGGAGUCCUUCGAAGACCGUUCCCGGCCACCCUUUCUGCCCCUGCCGCUGACCAAGCCCCGGUCCAUUUCAUUCCCCAACGCAGACACAUCUGACUAUGAGAACAUCCCGGCCAUGAACUCGGACUACGAGAACAUCCAGAUCCCGCCCCGGAGGCCUGCCAGGGCCGGCACGUUCACGAAGCUGUUUGAGGAUCAGAGCCGAGCCCUGUCCACGGCCAACGAGAAUGACGGCUAUGUGGACAUGAGCAGCUUCAACGCCUUCGAGAGCAAGCAGCAGAACGCUGAGCAGGACGCAGAAAGCGCCUACACGGAACCCUACAAAGUCUGUCCCAUCUCGGUGGUGGCACCCAGAGAGGACCUCACGUCAGACGAAGAGCAGAGAAGCUCGGAGGAGGAGGAGGAAGGUGCUCCCAGCCUCACCCACAAGGUGGAAGGACACUCCAGAGCUCUUGCCAUCGCACAGGAACUGCUGUCCUCGGAGAAAGCGUAUGUGGAGAUGCUGCAGCACUUGCAUCUGGAUUUCCAUGGAGCCGUGCUGAGGGUCUUGGAUGACCUGGACCAAGAGAGUGGAGACCCACUGGCCCACAAGGAGCUGAGGCAGGGCUUGGGCGAACUCCCUGCCAUCCUUGACCUUCAUCAGGGCAUCUUGGAGGAGCUACAGGCUCGGCUGUCUGACUGGGAGGUCCAGCAGAAAGUGGCCAAUGUCUUCCUGACCCGGGAGCAGGAUUUUGACCACCACGCUGCCCACAUCCUGCAGUUCGACAGGUACCUGGGCCUGCUCACAGAGAGCUGCCAGCGUGCCCCACAGCUGGCGGCUGCCAUCCAAGAGUUCGAGCAGAGCCAGCAAGGCGGCAGCCAGAGCGUGAAACACCGGCUCCUGAGGGUGGUUCAGCGCCUCUUCCAGUACCAAGUGCUGCUCACAGACUAUUUAAAUAACCUGUGCCCGGACUCGGCCGAGUACGAUGCCACGCAGGGUGCGCUGACCCUCAUCUCCAAAGUCACAGACCGCGCCAACGACAGCAUGGAACAAGGGGAAAACCUGCAGAAACUGGUCCACAUUGAGCACAGCGUGCGAGGCCAAGGGGAUCUCCUCCAGCCAGGAAGGGAGUUCCUCAAGGAAGGGACGCUGCUCAAGGUCACUGGUAAGAACAGACACCCCCGGCACCUGUUUCUGAUGAGCGACAUGCUCCUGUAUACCUACCCCUUGAAGGAUGGGAAGUACCGCCUGAGGAGCUCGCUGCCCGUGAGCGGCAUGAAGGUCAGCCGCCCUGUGACAGAGAAAGUGCCCUACGCCCUCAAGAUCGAGACUCCCGAGUGCUGCCUGAUGCUGUCUGCCAGCUCCUGCGCGGAGAGAGACGAGUGGUACGGCUGUCUGAGCAGAGCCCUUCCUGAGGACUACAAGGCCCAGGCCCUGGCUGCAUUCCAACACAGUGUGGAGAUCCGGGAGAGGCUGGGGGUCAACCUGGGGGAGAGGCCGCCCACCCUGGUGCCAGUCACCCACGUCAUGAUGUGCAUGAACUGCGGCUGUGAUUUCUCCCUCACCCUGAGGCGACAUCACUGCCAUGCCUGUGGCAAGAUCGUGUGCCGGAACUGCUCGCGGAACAAGUACCCCCUGAAGUACCUCAAGGACCGCAUGGCCAAGGUGUGCGACGGCUGCUUCGGGGAGCUGAAGAAGAGGGGCGGGCCGGUCCCCAGCCUCAUGAGAGAGCGGCCCGUGAGUAUGAGCUUCCCUCUGUCGUCGGCUCGCUUCUCCGGCAGCGCCUUCUCUUCUGUCUUUCAUGGCAUCAACCCCUCGGCUUUCAAGAAGCAGAAGAAAGUCCCUUCGGCCUUGACGGAGGUGGCUGCCUCCGGGGAGGGCUCCGCCAUCAGCGGCUACCUCAGCCGGUGUAAGAAGGGCAAGCGGCACUGGAAGAAGCUGUGGUUUGUCAUCAAAGGCAAAGUUCUCUACACCUACAUGGCCAGUGAGGACAAGGUGGCCAUGGAGAGCAUGCCUCUGCUGGGCUUCACCAUUGCCCCGGAAAGGGAGGAGGGCAGCAGCCAAGGGGGGCCUGUCUUUCACCUCUACCACAAGAAAACCCUGUUCUACAGCUUCAAGGCAGAGGAUGCCAGCUCGGCUCAGAGGUGGAUAGAGGCCAUGGAGGACGCGAGUGUGUUAUAG
Molecule: messenger RNA, 4533 nt
Organism: Ochotona curzoniae (black-lipped pika)
Lineage: Eukaryota; Metazoa; Chordata; Mammalia; Lagomorpha; Ochotonidae
Gene: FGD5
Product: FYVE, RhoGEF and PH domain containing 5
Exons: 22
Coding region: 109-4533 (1474 amino acids)
Cellular component (GO): cytoplasm
Molecular function (GO): guanyl-nucleotide exchange factor activity; metal ion binding
Source: RefSeq, a predicted model, not a curated record